This is a messenger RNA of Acanthopagrus latus (yellowfin seabream), 1487 nucleotides long. It is a transcript of the gene ftsj1, whose product is annotated as FtsJ RNA 2'-O-methyltransferase 1. Lineage: Eukaryota; Metazoa; Chordata; Actinopteri; Spariformes; Sparidae. The transcript is spliced from 11 exons. Gene Ontology annotation, molecular function: tRNA methyltransferase activity. Gene Ontology annotation, biological process: cytoplasmic translation; tRNA methylation. The record is from RefSeq and is a predicted model, not a curated record. The coding region runs from base 120 to 1082 and encodes 320 amino acids. Gene Ontology annotation, cellular component: cytoplasm.
AUCUUUUAGCGGAGAAGGUGAGUUUUGGCAACGAAAUUUUGAACAGGCGCUUCUGGGACAGCUAUCGGCAGGGGUCUUUUCAUCGUCGACACCGGAACAGCACGUGAACAAAGGUCACGAUGGGUCGCUCCUCCAAAGACAAGCGGGACAUUUACUACCGUCUAGCCAAAGAAGAGGGCUGGAGAGCGAGGAGCGCCUUCAAGCUGCUGCAGCUCGACCAAGAGUUCAACCUGUUCACCGGUGUGAACAGAGCAGUAGAUCUUUGUGCAGCUCCUGGCAGCUGGAGUCAGGUCCUCAGCCGGAAACUCAGAGGGCGGGAGGAGAAGGGUGAGAGUGGGGACGGAGGUGAGGAGGUGAAGAUCGUUGCGGUUGAUCUGCAGGCCAUGGCUCCACUGCCAGGAGUCACUCAGAUCCAGGGAGACAUCACAAAGGUGUCGACAGCUCAGGAGAUAAUCCGUCAUUUUGAGGGUCAGCCGGCCGACCUAGUGGUGUGUGAUGGAGCUCCAGAUGUAACCGGACUCCAUGAUGUGGAUGAGUACAUCCAGGCUCAACUCCUAUUGGCUGCUCUGAACAUCACAACUCAUGUCCUGAAACCUGGAGGGACAUUUGUGGCCAAGAUCUUCAGAGGUAAAGAUGUGACUCUGCUGUACUCUCAGCUGAAGAUCUUCUUCAGCGGUGUUACCUGUGCAAAGCCUCGCAGCAGCAGAAACUCCAGCAUUGAGGCCUUUGUGGUGUGUCAGAAUUACUGUCCUCCUGAAGGUUACAUCCCCAACAUGUCCAACCCUCUGCUGGAUCAUUCCUACGAUGUAGACUUUAACCAGUUAGAGGGUCCGAACAGGGUCAUCGUUCCCUUCCUUGCGUGUGGUGAUCUCAGCGCCUACGACUCAGACAGAACCUACCCUCUGCAGCUGGAUGCUGGCAAAGAGUAUCAGUACACCCCUCCCACCCAGCCACCCAUACGCCCCCCUUACCAGCAGGCCUGCCACCUCCGCAAAAACAACCUGCUGUCCAAAGAGGACACUCCGUCCAGCUGUCCCAAACAGUGUCAAGGCGAGGCGGAGCCACCGACUGAGUCCACCUGAUUCAUCUGACUGCUGCUUGAUUACUUGGGGGGGAGAAAAAAAAUACACCAGAUACACCUGCUCAUAAGACAGGGCAGAGUUGUCGAAGAGGAACAGUCCAGCAGUUUUGGGAAAGUGUUUUCUGUCAGAUAAGAAGAUGGAUAUCUGUUUCAUUUCUGCAAUAGGACCAAGACUUGUCAAGCCCAGCCCAGUUCCAUCUGCCUCCAGCCUUUGUGCUGAGCUAGGCAAAACAUGCUUUAGUCUAGAGUAGACCUUUUGCUGAACUGGAGGUUUUUACAAUUGGAGGAGUUCCUUUUUUACUGUUCUGCUUGAUUUAUGUGGAGUAUUUUCUGACCAUCCUGUGCAUAAGGAAUUGUAAAUAUUUUAGGAUUUAAAAAUAAAAGUAAAUUCUUGGAGACAAAUCUG